This is a messenger RNA of Coniophora puteana RWD-64-598 SS2, 808 nucleotides long. RefSeq lists its product as uncharacterized. The record is from RefSeq and is a predicted model, not a curated record. Lineage: Eukaryota; Fungi; Basidiomycota; Agaricomycetes; Boletales; Coniophoraceae. The transcript has 2 exons. Bases 23 to 466 code for a protein of 147 amino acids.
UUCCUGUCGUUUGUGACCAACGAUGGAAACACCGCGACCGACGUACAGAGGACACCGGAAGCAGUCAUUCUGCGCGGAGGACCUGCAGGAGAUGAACGAGCUGCGUGCUCGCCAUCGGACAUUUGACGGCGCCUACCGCAGGACGGCGCUCGCAAAUCUUGGAUAUGCGUUGACGGUGCUGCGGCUUUUCGAUAUGAGAUUUUACAAAAUUGGAAUCCUCUACCUCGUGCUCUCCGCCUUCCUCUUUCUCUUCGAGUACAUACGUGGAGCGAGUGCUCGACACGCCUUCUCGGACUCGUCGGAAUCAGACGCGAAGCUCUGGGAGCUCGCACAGCCCACCAAAGGGCAGGAGAACGCACGGGAGUUUGGCAAGCCGUUCGUCACAGCGGGCGCUAGUGUGCUCAUCGUCGCGGGCCUCGUCGCUGCGACCGAGAUCUGUGUUAUUGUGCUCAUCUUCACGAUGUAGCUCGACGCUCCUCAACUCGGAGAUGUGGAGGUGGAGUUUAUGCGGCUCUGCCUCGUCCUAUGACAUGUCGCUGCUAUGUUCUGCUUUGGAUCUGUUUGCUUUCGGUGUUUCACUUGCUUCUUGCAUCAUUUGUAUUCUAUCAUAUCUGCAAUACCCAACAAUGGACAUGACUACUAAAGCAUCCUUUCUUGCCUGGUGUGCAGGAGACUGAUCCUCAUGGUGAUAGAUGUCCGCCCAAACUGCAAGCCAGAUGCUCGUUUCUUAGCCUUUGCUAGAGUUCAGGCGAUGCAAAUACUGUUUAUGCGUCCUAGAUGUAUGUUUGGGGUUCGCCAAGCCUCUUUG